Molecule: messenger RNA, 507 nt
Organism: Aspergillus wentii DTO 134E9
Lineage: Eukaryota; Fungi; Ascomycota; Eurotiomycetes; Eurotiales; Aspergillaceae
Exons: 2
Coding region: 1-507 (168 amino acids)
Source: RefSeq, a predicted model, not a curated record
AUGGUCUCCUUCCCCCUCAAGGCAAUUGGCGCUACUGUCGCCGCCUACCUGGUCGCCCAGCAGUGCCAGUGCCCCCAAGUCGCUAUUGUCCCUGCCAUCGACGCCGCCCUUCAAAUCGGCGCUGCUGUCGGUUCCGCCGGUGCCUCCUUCGGCGGUGCCAUCGUCGGCGCCCACUUCGGCAACAAAGAGCGAAGAGGCGAGCUCCUCGAGAUCCGAGGCGACUUCAAGGCUCCCCCCGGAGUCCCCCAGCAGGAGUUUGACCGUUGCGCCAACGACUUGUCCAAGGAGUCGGUCAAGAUCAAUGUCAAGGGACCUGUUGAGAACCACGGUGUCCGGGCUCAAGGUCUUCCUGCGAGCUGCAUGAACCUGGCAACUGUUAUCGAUGGCGAUGCUUCCGGUGGUCCCAGACCUACUCCUUGCGGCUCUGAUUGUCUGCUGUACAACAACCUGAACAAGAAUGAGUACGAGAAGAUGCGCAAAAUCUGGGGUGAGAUCCAGAAGAAAUAG